Messenger RNA from Prunus persica (peach), 1673 nucleotides. Its product is annotated as probable sugar phosphate/phosphate translocator At4g32390. Lineage: Eukaryota; Viridiplantae; Streptophyta; Magnoliopsida; Rosales; Rosaceae. The transcript has a single exon. Gene Ontology annotation, molecular function: antiporter activity. The record is from RefSeq and is a predicted model, not a curated record. The coding region runs from base 212 to 1249 and encodes 345 amino acids. Gene Ontology annotation, cellular component: Golgi apparatus; endosome; trans-Golgi network.
UCAAACUCUAGUCACAAAGCCCACAUCGUAUCAAAGCCCAAAUUCUAACUCCUCCUCUCUUUUCCGUUCCACAGUGGAGAAGAGAUCUUGGCAUUUGAGAAAGUCUCCUCUUCCUUCCAAACCAAAACCCCAUAUUUAAAUCCCAGGGCCAGUGGGAGUCUUUAGGGUUAGGAUUUCAGAUCCAAUCAAGUCCCAAAUUUCUCUGUGAAAAAUGGGACUUUCAGAAGGGGUGGUGAAGAAGGUGCUCCUCUCCUACGCCUACGUCGCCAUAUGGAUCUUCCUCAGCUUCACCGUGAUUGUUUACAACAAGUAUAUCCUCGAUCACAAGAUGUACAAUUGGCCCUUCCCAAUUUCGCUCACCAUGAUCCAUAUGGGCUUCUGCUCAUCCCUGGCUUACCUCCUUGUCCGCGUCUUCAAGCUCGUCGAGCCUGUCUCCAUGUCACGUGACCUCUACCUCAAGUCUGUCGUGCCCAUCGGAGCCCUGUACGCCCUCUCGCUCUGGUUCUCAAACUCCGCCUACAUAUUCCUCUCCGUCUCCUUCAUCCAAAUGCUCAAAGCCCUGAUGCCCGUUGCUGUUUAUUCAAUUGGGGUUGUGUUCAAGAAGGACCCUUUCAAAAGUGACACUAUGCUCAACAUGGUUUCGAUCUCUGUUGGUGUCGCCAUCGCCGCUUAUGGAGAAGCCAAAUUCAAUAGUUGGGGAGUGGCGUUGCAGCUUUUAGCUGUGGCUUUUGAGGCCACGAGGUUGGUUCUUAUUCAGAUUCUGCUUAAUGCUAAGGGUAUUAGUUUGAACCCCAUUACUUCACUUUACUAUGUUGCGCCAUGUUGCUUUGUGUUCUUGUGCGUACCCUGGGUUAUUGUUGAGUUGCCAGUGUUGAGGGAGACCUCCAGUUUUCAUUUCGAUUUCGUCAUUUUCGGGACCAAUUCGGUGUGUGCGUUUGCUCUGAAUCUUGCCGUGUUUCUGUUGGUGGGAAAGACCUCUGCUUUGACUAUGAAUGUUGCUGGGGUUGUCAAAGAUUGGCUUUUGAUUGCGUUUUCGUGGUCCGUGAUUAAGGAUACGGUGACACCUGUGAAUUUGAUCGGAUAUCUGAUCGCUUUCCUCGGGGUUGCCUAUUACAAUCAUGCCAAAUUGCAGGCACUUAAGGCCCUAGAGGCGCAGAGGAAGUCUCAGCAGGAUAAUUUGGAGGCCGGGAGGUUAUUGGAGGAGAGAGAUGGAGAAGGGACUGGAAAGAAGAAUGAAACCCAGGAUUGAUUUGCUAAUGGGUAACUUCAACAUUGUAUCUGAUAAAAAGGAAAUAUCCGAUAAAGAAGGAAGUAGAGAAUUACAUUGAAGAAAAUUGAGAAAGAACAACGGGAAGCCCUAUGUAUCAAUUGGGUUAUUGAUUGUUUAGACUUGAGCAUCUAUUGUUCUGGUUAUGUGGUGUUAGAUGAUUAUCUGUUACUCACUCUUUGUUCUUAGUCAUUUUUGGUUUUAUAUCUAAUAGUUCAAUUUAGCAGUGGUCAUCCUUACCAAAUGUUUGAGACUCGUAAUUAGUUUACAAAGAGAGCUUGAAGUCAUUGAGCAUAUUUAUUCAUAUGCUUUUUCUUACUGUAUUAUGUACUCUUUAUCUAUAUCGACUGGGUUCCUUCUUGUAUUUUACUUCUAAUGUUUACAUGUCGUCGCUGUUCUUUUUCUA